This is a messenger RNA of Talaromyces rugulosus, 1686 nucleotides long. RefSeq lists its product as uncharacterized. The coding region runs from base 1 to 1686 and encodes 561 amino acids. Lineage: Eukaryota; Fungi; Ascomycota; Eurotiomycetes; Eurotiales; Trichocomaceae. The transcript has 2 exons. Gene Ontology annotation, biological process: transmembrane transport. Gene Ontology annotation, molecular function: transmembrane transporter activity. The record is from RefSeq and is a predicted model, not a curated record.
AUGGCUUCCAAAACAGACGAAAGCUCUUAUAUACCUACGCCUCAUCAAGACGAGAGCUCUCCUACGCAAAAACCGGAAUCCAUCCACUCCGACGCAGAGAAAAGAAGCCAGUCUAUUGAUGACAACAUCAAUGAAAAAAUAAUAGAGGAUCCUACUACAGACAUUGAAGCCCAAAAUCUAGCUAAAUCAACCACCAACAAAAGCGAAAAACCGUUCACUGCUUUUGCCAAUUAUCAGAUAUGGUUCAUCGUGGCCAUGGCCAGCGCCGCGUCAUUUUUCUCGCCGUUGUCGGGGCAAAUAUAUUUCCCGGUGCUUCCAAUUCUCACCAAAAACUAUGGUCUCACGCCGGCACUGCUCAAUGUCACGGUGACGACGUACAUGAUCUUCCAGGGUCUUAUGCCGAGUUUUAUGGGUACAUUUUCCGACGCCAGCGGAAGACGGCCGGCGUAUAUACUCGCCUUUAUCAUCUAUACUGCAGCCAACAUCGGACUGGCGUUGCAGAAUAGCUAUGCAGCUCUCCUUGUGCUCCGCUGUCUGCAGAGCGCGGGCAGCAGUGGGACGAUCUCGUUUGGGUUUGCUGUUGUCGCCGAUGUGGUGACCACGGCAGAGCGAGGCAAGUACAUGGGCCCAAUGGCUUCGGGCAUAAUGCUUGGUCCUGCGUUGGGCCCUGUUAUUGGAGGUCUCCUAGCGCAGUUUCUGGGUUGGCGUGCCGUCUUCUGGUUUCUCGUGGUCGUUAGUGGUUCGUUUCUUGUUAUAUAUGCGGUCUUCCAGCCGGAGACACAUCGACAGAUCGUCGGUGAUGGCAGUGUCACUCCAUCAGAGGGCUGGCGGUUGUCCUUGGUGCAAUACAUCGCGACGAAACGGAAAGUGGCACGCAUGAGUGCUGAGGAAAAGAAGGAAUAUGAGAAGACUCGGCUAGGACUGAAAGAGCAGCAAACGGCGAGGAAGCUGGGGUUUCCCAAUCCGCUCAAGUCGUUUGCUAUCUUGCUGCAGAAAGAUGCUCUAGCGUUGGUUGUGUAUUCCGGGUUGAUGAUGUUUGGCAACCUUGUGCUCAUGACUGCAACCCCGACGUUGUUUCCUGGGAUCUAUGGACUGAAUGAGCUGGAGGUUGGACUGUGCUUUUUACCUCUCGGAGUAGCAGCCGCCGUCGGUUCGAUCAUCAACGGAAAACUGCUUGACUGGAACUACCGACGCCUAGCAGCAAAGCACGGAAUGGCCAUUGAACGAAAACGUGAUCAGGACCUGACCGAAUUUCCCAUUGAGAAAGCCCGGCUCCAGAUGGCGAUCGGAUUUGCGUCGGGGAUUGCCCUGCUUUACAUACCGUACGGCUGGGCUCUGCAAUACCACGCUCACCUGGCGGCGCCAAUGGUGAUUCAGUUUUUGAUCGGGUGCUGUACUGUCUGUACGUCCAACAGUCUGAGUACGCUGCUAGCUGAUCUCUUCCCGGGUCAAGUGGCCACUGCGUCGGCGGCGCAGAAUCUGGUGAGAUGCUGGCUCGGGGCGGUUGGUGCGGCUGUGGUCGACUCGAUGCUGUCGGGGAUGGGCACGGGCUGGUGCUUUACGUUUACCGCGUUCAUGUUGCUUGCUGGUGUUGGGCUUUUGUGGGUUGAGAUGAAAUGGGGCAUGGGCUGGAGGCAGAAGAGAUGGGCGCAGGACAAGGCCAAGAAGGAAGCGGCGAGCAGCUAG